Messenger RNA from Acanthoscelides obtectus, 2127 nucleotides. Lineage: Eukaryota; Metazoa; Arthropoda; Insecta; Coleoptera; Chrysomelidae. The record is from the annotation of a GenBank genome assembly.
GUAGUACCAGACUAUUAUCGAUGUACGAAGAGCUAUAGCCGUGGCACCCGUCCUAGUACCCACAAAACCCGGUACCACUAACCAAUAUCAAGAGCAGCGCCGCGGUACCGAGACAGGCAAUUAUUGAUUUAUACAGAGGUAACGUGAUUGCAACGAUUCAAAUUCAUCUGUGGUAGUAACUAUUCAUUAGGUAGUACCUGGUUCUCUCAAAAAAAUAUAUCUGUAGUCCAGCGUUUAUAAUUUUUUUGAACAGUGUUAGUGAGACUAUGAAUUAGUGAAAGUGUGGUGAUUAUAGCCUAGAGAAGUAAAAAGAAAGGAAGUUAAUAUUGAAACGUACGAUUGACAGGAACGAUCAAAAUGUCCUUCACUCCGAUAGGUCGUAUUCCAGUACGAGCCUUCAUGGGCGUUUUAAUGUUCACUUGUACCUUCAUCCUGUAUAUGAUCAGAAUCAACUUGUCCAUCAUCAUAUUGGCCAUGGUUGAGCCAACCAGAAAUAAGGACAAUUCUACUUUUGUACCUGAAUGUGCUCGAGACGGAUAUUCCAACGCUACCUUCAUCUUUAAUACGACGAUUGAAGAAACAGUUAUACAUGAUUAUGGACCUAGAUACGAAUGGGACAAAAGCUCCAAGGACAUAUUUUGGGUGCCUACUUCUGGGGCUUCACAAUAUCUGGUCUGCCUGGAGGUGCCAUCGCUGAACGUUUUGGCCCACAUCUGACGGUAACUGUAUCCUUUGUGAUCAGUGGAAUUUUGACGAUACUAGGACCGUGGACAACUUUGCACCCUAUCUUGCUCAUCAUAUCAAGGUUUCUUAUCGGUCUUUCAGCGGGUGUAGUGUACCCGUCCCUGCACUGCCUAAUAGCUCGCUGGGCGCCACCAGACGAAAAAGGUAAGUUCAUCGCCGCCCUAAUGGGUGGAUCCUUAGGCACGGUAUGUACUUGGCCCACCCUCGGCUGGGCGAUCGAGGCCUGGGGCUGGUCAGCGGCAUUGGCCGCCUGCGGGGGCGUGGCCUUAGGCUGGACCGCCCUCUGGUGGUGGGUGGUACGAGACUGUCCAGCAACGCAUCCUUGGAUCGGCGAGGAAGAGCUCAAAUAUAUCAGCGAGAGAGUGCAGACCAAGGAGACUGCUGGGGCGAAAAAGCGCCUCCCUCCAUACAAAGCAAUCCUCAAGUCGACCCCAUUCUGGGCACUGGUGAUCCUGCAUUUCGGAAAUAUGUGGGGCCUGUUCUUCCUUUUAACAGCUGGGCCAAACUUCAUCACGAACGUGUUGGCCUUUGACCUUGGACAUACGGGUAUUCUGGCCGCGCUGCCGUAUCUCGCUAGAUUGAUAUUGGCGUUGAUCUUUGGACAGAUCGGUGAUCUCAUUAUGAAGAAAAAGUGGAUGAGCAAGGACGCCAUCAGAAAAGGAUUCGUGCCUAUUUCUCACAUUCUACCAGGCCUUCUACUCGCCAUCCAAACUCUGACCGGCUGUGACGUGAACUGGGCCAUUGUUUUGAUAACUUUGUCCUUGGGACUGAACGGAGCCUCAACUUUAACCAACUUGCAAAACGCGCACGAUUUAGCGCCCAACUUUGCUGGAACCCUUUAUGGCAUCGCCAACUGCCUAGGAAGUGCUACAGGGUUCAUAUCACCGAUUAUCGUCGGAUAUCUGACGUCGACACAUAAUGGGCUGCACGAAUGGCACACCAUCUUCUACAUAGGUUCUUCGGUUUACAUUGCUUCUGGGAUAAUAUUCUGGUUCUUCGGAAGUGGGGAUGUUCAAUCCUGGAAUGACUUAGAAGAAACAGCCAAUAAACGAGACGUUGUGGGCAUUGAAAAUGUUAGUUUUGAUGACGUAGAAGUUGAUAAAAAUGACAAGAAAGAUAGAGAGACUAGAUAACUUACAUUGAGCAUUUACUAGAUUUUAAAAUGUGUUUAAUAUUAUUUUUUAGAAUAUGCGUUUUUAUUAAGAUUCCGAAGUAGGUAAAAUACCUUUAUACAUAUCGUAUAUGUGAGCAAUUAUGUGAUUUUAUUUAAGGUUUUAUUGUAUAUAUCUCAUGAACAGAGCUUAUAGCAAUGCCAAUAAAUGAGUUACCAUGUAAUUCAAUCAAUUGUAACCAUUAUAUAAAUUUCAUAAAGAACAAUCAUAU